Messenger RNA from Aspergillus calidoustus, 762 nucleotides. NCBI's taxonomy places the organism in Eukaryota, Fungi, Ascomycota, Eurotiomycetes, Eurotiales, Aspergillaceae. The record is from the annotation of a GenBank genome assembly.
AUGGCUCAGCUCAAAUUUCUCGUGGCCCUUUUGUCGGCUGUGGUAACUUUGCCCAUCGGCAGCACCGCUCGGGAAUGCUACGUCGACGGCACAGACAAGGGCCGCUUCCACUCACUCCUGGUGAAAACCUACCCCCAACUAAACCAGUUCAAAGGAUGUACAACUUUAAUCGGCAGUCUCGACAUUGCCCCUACAUUCUCUGGAGACCUUGAACUCCGAGGCGUUAAAAAUGUCACCGGUUCGAUUAGUGUCUUUGGCGCAUUGGAGGAAAUCAGCUUGCCGGACCUGGAGUAUAUUGGCGAGGUGACCCUCUUUGAGAGACACAGGGUCAAGAGACUGCUGCUACCAAGGGUUACGCGAGUGAAAGCUCUCCAUAUUUCGCAGCCACGGGGGUUCUUCUUUGAUUUGGGUUUUUUGACGUGUGCGGAGGCGAUAAGUUUGGAUGGGCCUUGGUCUAGGAUAUCCUUUCCCUCGUUGGAACAUGUCGAGCUCAAGCUGUCAUUUGACACCCAGCUUCCCUGGGCCUCCAAGGGGUACCCCCGCGACCCGGCCCCGAUCGAUAUCGAGCUCCCUGCGCUAAGGCGUGUCGGGGGGCUCAGCCUGGAGGGAGAUAUCCGAAGCCUCUCAACGCCCAAGCUAGAGGCCAUAGUUGACGGUGGAUUAAGAGUCAGCGCGCAGCAAGCCGAUUUACCUGCCGUGGACAUGCCCUCACUUAAGAGCCUGGACACACGCCUCUCUCUCUGGGGGCGGAUAAGCCGGUAA